Messenger RNA from Zophobas morio, 546 nucleotides. Its product is annotated as acyl-coenzyme A thioesterase 13-like. The transcript has 3 exons. Bases 81 to 497 code for a protein of 138 amino acids. The record is from RefSeq and is a predicted model, not a curated record. Gene Ontology annotation, molecular function: fatty acyl-CoA hydrolase activity. Lineage: Eukaryota; Metazoa; Arthropoda; Insecta; Coleoptera; Tenebrionidae.
UUCAGUCAUAACAAACUCUUCAACCAGUAUUUGUCUCAAAUUUUUAUCUAAGUCGAUACAUUCAAAAAAAUUGUGUUACAAUGUGGCAUGUGAAGGACGCCGCUGCUUUUUUAAAAUUUGUACAAAACACAAAAUCGUUUGACAAAGUUUUAAAAAAUGUAAAUAUUUUAUCCUUAGGCGCCGGAAAAUGUACAGCUGAAUUAAAAGUGGAUGAAGAACAUACUAAUCCUAUGGGGGGAUUACAUGGGGGCCUCUCAGCCACUUUGGUAGACUGUGUGUCAACAUAUGCAUUGAUGACUAAAAUACCUGCAAGACAUGUGUCUGUGGAUAUACACAUGAGUUAUUUGAAAGGGGCAAGUAUAGGAGAUGACAUCUUAAUCGAAGCCGACGUGGUGAAAAGUGGCAAAAGUUUAGCAUUCUUGGAGGUUCAAAUAAAAAAUAAAAAGACAGGAGACAUACUCGUCAAAGGUUCUCAUACCAAAUUUAUAAUGUCGUAAUUGUGGCUACCAACCUAUUGAAAUAAAUAAUAAUUAAUGGAAACAUUAA